Ananas comosus (pineapple) is the source of this 587-nucleotide messenger RNA. Its product is annotated as 39S ribosomal protein L41-A, mitochondrial-like. Gene Ontology annotation, cellular component: mitochondrial large ribosomal subunit. Gene Ontology annotation, molecular function: structural constituent of ribosome. The coding region runs from base 11 to 301 and encodes 96 amino acids. Lineage: Eukaryota; Viridiplantae; Streptophyta; Magnoliopsida; Poales; Bromeliaceae. The transcript is spliced from 3 exons. Gene Ontology annotation, biological process: translation. The record is from RefSeq and is a predicted model, not a curated record.
GAAUCAGAAAAUGCCGUUGGGAUUGAUCAUAGGAUUAGGUAGGGCAAUGCGUAGGAAGCGAACGUCGUCACUUAAUAUAUUAUCUUCAAAAAGAGGGCCUCGAGAUUAUUACAAGGGGAAAAACUGCAAGCCUACCGGUUUCCAUACUCGCAAAGGUGGAUAUGUUGUGAUGGAUGAAAAGUUGCCACGUUAUGUCGUCCCAGAUUUGACCGACUUUAAGCUGAAGCCGUACGUGUCGCAGUGUGCAAGGGACGUCACCGCAUCCUCCACCACUGCAGAAUCCACCGAACCGGCUAAGUAGAAGUGUGGUUAAUUUUGUGGCACCGAUGUCUCGUUUCGCUAGAGAGAUUAGAGCUCAGAUAUUCGAUUUUGAGAAUGUAUUCUCCGUUAUGGUGGAAAAGGAAUAUCUUACAGAUCUGGGACAUAGCGUCUGAUGAACUCCGACUCUUUCGUUUUUCUGUAAUAAAUUAUUCAAGAAGUUCAAACAACCAUUAAUUAGACUUGUGAAGGUUAAGAACUGUUAAUUAGACUUGCGAAUUGUGAAGGUUAAGAACUGUUAAUUAGACUUGUGAAGGUUCUUAUGGUCA